Molecule: messenger RNA, 8887 nt
Organism: Cynoglossus semilaevis (tongue sole)
Lineage: Eukaryota; Metazoa; Chordata; Actinopteri; Pleuronectiformes; Cynoglossidae
Gene: gli1
Product: GLI family zinc finger 1
Exons: 13
Coding region: 1027-5457 (1476 amino acids)
Biological process (GO): smoothened signaling pathway; regulation of transcription by RNA polymerase II
Cellular component (GO): nucleus
Molecular function (GO): RNA polymerase II cis-regulatory region sequence-specific DNA binding; DNA-binding transcription factor activity, RNA polymerase II-specific
Source: RefSeq, a predicted model, not a curated record
ACAAAAGAUAAAAAUCCGUAAUUACCAAAGCAUAACUAUACCCUCCUAUGUUUUUACAUGACGAACAACACGUGUGCCAGAACACGACACCAGCGGUUGAGAUGUAGAUUGCAGAACCCGCUCCGGAGUUUGGGGCUGACUCCAGUCCAGGUUUUGUGUUGGACCACACUGAUCCUGCAGCAGCAUCAUCCACACACGUAGGUCUGCUGCUGCUGCUGCUGUGCCACACACACUGGCCGUGAAUCAGCUCCGAAGUUUCACCGUUAGCAUGAACAUAAUUACUUAUAAACAUCACCAAUUAACGGGUACAGUGCAGUCACACACACACACACACACACAGGUAGCCAGUAAACAUGUCCCGAUCUCUCCGUAACUCCACUGCAUCGCCUUAAACUUAUUUUGCAAAAAAAAAAAAAAAAAAUCUUUUAAUAUAUAAGAAACGGAUGUGAGUCAAGUAUGUGUGUGGAAUUCCUGAGAAAAUAAAGUUUUUGGGAGCAGCUGAUGUAGCAGCAGCCGGUUAUUUUAUUUUAAGAAAAACAAAAAGUGAACUUCCUGUUUCGGGGUGGUCCACCGACUGUGGAGAAAGGGGGAGGGAGGAGAAGGGGGUGCGCAUUCCCGCAUUGGCUGUGCAGCCAAACUCCAAGGCGCUUUGCGGGAUUCCACACCCCGAACAUGGGGUUCAAUUUUGUCACCGUUCGACAGCCGAAAGUGACUCUGGAGCGAGAGAACGUACCGGGAAAGCGACUGUGAACGCGGGGAUAAGAAAAAAAAGUGUACGGUUUGUGCGAAGAAGAACUCGACUCAUCUCCAUCCGAGCGCGUCUGGCACAAAGUGGAGAGAAAGAGGGAGAAGAGAAAGAGGGAGAAGAGAGGCUUUACUGGAACUCAGACCGCUCUCCGUGCCUGGAUCCUCGGGACUCUUUCUUCCCAGGACUGUGGGGAUUCAGUCAGAAAGUUUAAUGCUCACUUCUCCUGCAUCGCACUGAGGUCCAGGGUGUAAGGGAGAGCAGCAGGUCUGGGAGCACAAAUGCCAGUGGACAUGCAGCCACACCAGGGGCUGUACCACUAUGAGACCUCACCCAGUCAACCCUCCAGAGGUCUACUGCCAUCAGACCAGUCUCCUUACAGCGAUGCAUCUUCUCUGCGAGUUCCACUCCUCAACGGCCCUCCCCAGGACUGUCGGUCUAUGUAUAAUCCCAUGACUCCUGGCAUGACUCAUGGAUCAGGACCAGGACAGGGGAUGGGUCACAGCAUGGAUCAAUAUAUGAGACCACCUCAGGCCCCACCGCCCCACAGUAUGAUGGGCCAUAGAGGCAUACCGCCCACGGAGAGUGGCAACAGCACCCCCUACUGUAACCAGAGCAACAUGAUGUCGUCACAUCCUAACUUCUGUCAGGUUCAGCCUGGCUCUGAACAGAUGGGUGAUGGUUCGAGGUUCUCAACACCUCGCUCCAUGCUGAAGCUGAGCAAAAAGAGAGCUCUGUCCAUCUCUCCUCUGUCUGACGCCAGCAUUGACCUGCAGACAGUGAUCCGUACGUCACCUAACUCCUUGGUGGCCUUUGUCAACGCACGUUGCAACCCCAACGGUGCCAGCUCUUAUGGCCACCUCUCAGUGAGCGCCAUGAGUCCAUCCCUGAGUUAUUCCAGCAACAUGAACUGCCAGUCUCGGCAACAGGCUGCCAUGUACAGUGGAGGUGUGGGGACACCUAUGGGUGGACAUACGCCAGGUCCUUGCCAAGCUUCACGCUUACCUCCACACAACCCUAGGCUCCUUGCUCCACCCAAGCAUGGACAUCUGAAAACAGAACCAGGGCUGGGCAGUGUGAUGGACGGCAUGAAUAUAAAGACUCUGGAGGAGAGGUCAGAAGGAGAUGUGGCGAGUCCUUCCUCCACUGGAACACAGGACCCUCUUUUGGGUCUCUUGGACGGCAGAGACGACCUGGACAAAGAGGAUGGCAAACAAGAGCAGGAGGCUGUCUACGAAACAAACUGUCACUGGGAAAACUGCAACAAGGAGUUUGACACGCAAGACCAGCUGGUUCAUCAUAUCAACAAUGAGCACAUCCACGGAGAGAAGAAGGAGUUUGUGUGUCACUGGCAGGAGUGCUCUCGAGAGCAGAGGCCCUUCAAAGCCCAGUACAUGCUAGUGGUUCAUAUGCGAAGACACACAGGAGAAAAACCACACAAGUGCACAUUUGAAGGCUGUAACAAAGCAUACUCACGCCUUGAGAACCUAAAGACCCACUUGCGCUCUCACACCGGGGAGAAACCAUACGUGUGUGAACACGAAGGCUGCAACAAGGCUUUCUCUAACGCUUCAGACCGCGCCAAGCAUCAGAACCGAACACACUCCAAUGAGAAACCGUAUGUCUGCAAGAUUCCGGGCUGCACAAAAAGGUACACAGAUCCAAGCUCUCUGCGCAAGCAUGUAAAGACAGUGCAUGGCCCUGAAGCGCACAUCACUAAAAAGCACCGGGGAGACACAGGACCUCGACCUCCAGGGUCAGCAGUGACGGCUGGAGGCCAAAACUCAGAGCUGCUGGUAGAGAAAGAGGAGACACGGCGAGAGGACUGUAAGCUCUUGGCUCCUGAGACCGCUCUGAAAUCGCAACCAAGUCCUGGUGGUCAGUCAUCUUGCAGCAGCGAACGUUCUCCACUCGGUAGUGCUAACAACAAUGACAGUGGAGUGGAGAUGAACCUAAAUGCAACAGGCAGCUUAGAGGAUCUCACAGCACUGGAGGAUGGAGGUAGCGGAGGUGGAGGAGAACCAGGAAGUUUAGUAGGAGCAAUGGGAAUGUCAGCACAGGCACUAAAAAGGUUGGAGAAUCUCAAGAUUGACAAGCUAAAGCAAAUCCGACGACCAACACCCCCAGGGCGAUGUGCCAGCAACAAGCUGCCAGCACUCUCUGGCACAGGAGACAAUGCAGGAAUGUGUGCCCCUUCUCCACUGCUUUCAAACCGACGCGUCAUGGAGUUGUCUAACCAUGAGUUAGGAGGUGGAUCGAAUAUCGGCUGCUCCACUAAUGACAGGAGAGGAAGUGGGACCAGCAGCUUAAGCUCUGCGUAUACCGUCAGCCGUCGCUCUUCAAUGGUGUCUCCUUACCUGUCCAGCAGGCGCUCCAGUGAUGUCUCACAAAUGGGAGGAACGGGAGGAGGCCAGUGUCACCUUCUUGGCCCUGAUCAGAGUAGUGGAGAUGCUCUCUCUCCUGAGACCAAUCGGAGAGGGGCUCCCUGUCCUGGUGGUGGAGGUUUGCCAGGACUUCCAAAUUUAACACCUGCUCAACAAUACAGCCUAAAGGCAAAAUAUGCUGCAGCAACUGGUGGGCCACCACCUACUCCAUUACCAAACAUGGAGCAACCAGGAACUCCAGGGAGAAGAGGAGGAAUUUUGAGUGAGUACCAGGGUCAGCCACUGCCUCCUUUUAUUCAACAAGGCGGUCCACGUAGACACAGUGCCAACACCGAGUAUGGCACAGGUGUUAUCUUUCCUCACCAGGCUCCAGGUAACAACAGCAGGCGAGCCAGCGACCCUGUUCGGUCUGCAGCAGAUCCACAAGCUCUCCCGAAGCGCUAUAACAGCCUUAACAAUGUGUCGCUAAUGAGCAGAAGAAACGCUCUGCAACAUCGUGGUUCUGACACAAGUCUUUCUCGCCACAUGUAUUCCCCUCGCCCUCCCAGCAUCACUGAAAAUGUAAUGAUGGAAUCCAUGGGUAUGGAGGCCCACCAUGGCCCUACUGACAGCAGGGGUCGUGCCAUGAUGAUGCCCCCUGGUGAAAGGAGCUUUAUGGGAUACCAGCAACAGCAUCAAAGCCUUGGAGGAGUUGGAAGUGGAGGCCCUCCUCUGAACCAAUUGUCACCAGGCCAUGACUCUUUGGGCUGUCUGGACCAGGGCUACAUGCAAGGGCACUACCGCAAUCAGGCAAGAGAAGUCUCCUCUAGAGGUGGUGGAAGCCAUCCAGAAGGCACUUCCAACACACUUCUCCAGCAGGCUGAGUACAGUAUGAGCACUUGCCAGCUCAGUCCUUCACGUCCUCCAUAUCCCAGCAUAGGUCAGAGUAGUGACACAGGAACUCCAUGGAAUGAUCCACACGGCCAUGUUCAGACAUCUAACCCUGCUCUCCAGAACCAGCAAGCAAUACACUAUUCGGAACCCGCCCUUCAGCCUCAGCAAGCACAAGCUCAAUUCAGUAACCAGACUGCUCUCUAUAACAGUCCUGAUGGAACCCACAAACUAACCAUCAAACCUGAACAACAAUUCCACUCUGGCAUGGGGGGAAAAGAUUCUUGUCAAAAUCCCAAACUUCAACAGCAGCAGAUGCUCCUCCAGCAGAAUCAGGCUUACCCACAGCAAACAGGCCAGGUCAUGAUGAGGAAUUCCAACAAUCCUGUUUGCGACUUUCAAGGUCAGAACCAAAACUCUUACCAAAACAGAGGUGGUAUGAGUUUGGGUUGCGCUGGAACUGCUCUGACAGAUGUGCAGAGAUCGGAAACCCCGAUGAUGCAGGUGAAGGAGAUGAUGGUCAGGAACUAUGUGCAGUCCCAGCAAGCACUCAUGUGGGAGCAGCAGCAGCAAGAACAGCAGCAACAUUUGCAGCAGAGUGGGAUCAAAGCUCCUCCUCUCUCUGACAGUAUAGACAUGAAUGGCCAAACAGCAAUGCAGCUCAGUCCACAGCACCAAAACCAGAACAUGUAUUCCAACCAGUCCUAUCAUUCCUACACCAACCAGAACCUGGUUAUGAGUCCUCCAGCCCACAGCCAAGGGUCAACCUCUGUGACAUGUAAGGACCAACAGCUGACUGGACUAUCGGGUUCUUGCUACAACCAGGACAUGGUGGUACCAAGACCUCCACAAGGAAGAAAACCUCUCAGUCGCCAGAACAGCCUGUCCCAGGUAGGAGGAAGUUACCUGGGCAGCCCACCUCACCUCAGCCCUGUACACUCUACUUCCAGCCCCAGACGAGGGGUCAGACUUCCUCCAGUCCAGCAUCCACAGCACCCGCAAAAUGAAAUGCUCUCCCCUUCAAAUAAUAACAACAUUUACUACUCAGGUCAGAUCAACAUGGAAAUCGGAAAACACAUCGACCCCCAAAAUGGGCCAUGUAUCAACCAGCAGCAUAACAUGGUGUCCAACAUAGGUCCCACUGGUGGAAUCAGAUCUGCUCCCUUGGUACCCUAUGCAGAGUCUGGACCUAUCUCCAAUGAUUUGGAAAACCUUGACCUGGACAAUACUCGGAUAGACUUUACCUCCAUCAUUGAUGAUGCUGAGUCCUCCUCCUUCAGCCCAGUCAACAAUCGUCAGCCAGGAUCUGUCUCGCAGGCUUCAUCUCGCCUCACUACCCCUCAGACUUCUGUCAGCCUGGCUGCAGGCUCCAGUUUGACAAACAUGGCUGUUGGGGACAUGACAUCAAUGUUGACCUCAUUGGCUGGGGAGAAUAAGUACCUGAACACACUGUCUUAGAAGAAGAUUUUCAUAUAGAGUAGCAGACAUUACAACUAACAACCAAACGGAGGCCUUAGCAUGGUAUGAAUUUAGAAAACCUUUUCUCUUGUACAGUUGGUAAAAGGUGAGAGACUUUGACUACGGAAAGUAUGUAAAGGAUUGUGUUGUCCAUCUCCAAUGAACUGAAUACAUACCUAACAUACCUUUAUCUGCCAGGAGGCUGAAUUAGCCAUGUUGUCACUGUGUACUUAAGUGUACUAUGUCUUGUGUUUUUCAUUGGUUCCGGGCUGAGACCAAGUUACUGUGAUGUGGUGCCAUCGUGGACAUCCAAUAUAUAUAUUUUUUAAUUAUUCUCACCUUCAACCUUUAAACCAAAGGUGCCUAAUCAGUUUACUUCUUUCUUGCUGUAUUUCUCUGCCUCGGUACUUGGUCCUUUUUAUGCCUGAUACGAAAUGAAUGCGGAAUGUUUUUCAAACAGGCAUUCCAGUCACAUAGCCCCGUGGCAAUGUAAAUAGGUUUUAUAUACACAUUUACAUGUUGUUAAUACAAGCAUGAGACUUUGGGGGAGCGCGGUCAUCCUCUGUGUCGUGAUAAUUUGCUUGGAUGCUGAAGGCCAAUGUUCACAUGGGAGUUCGUGAUGGUAUUUUAACGACGUGAUUUCAGUGAAUAAAAGUUACUCCACGGUGCUAGUAAAUAUUAAUCUGGAUUGCUAGACACCUCUAAUCAUACUCUGUACAAGUAGCAUAUCAGUAUUUCCAUAGACACACAUAGUAUUUUCACACAUGCACAAAAGCCGAUGCAGACACUCAGGUCUUUGAAUCUUUGGUGUUUAAAUUGUGUUUUUAUUUACUUUCCACAUAGAGAGUUUGCACUCCACAUGUUUACUGUACGAGUUCCCGAAGCAGCUGUGUACAUUUCUUUAGCCGUGUUUAUAGAACAGAAAAACACAACGUGCCUUUGCUUUACUAAGGUACAUACAAGAGGGAUAAUGUGUAUAACAGUCCCCUCCACAUCGCAUUGUUUGACAUAUUCAAACAUUCAGCCUUUCCAAAACAUUAUCCAGACCUAUGACUCGUACAUGACUCAGCUGAGGAUGACGGCUUUUUUUGUUUUCAACAAAACCCGAGUCAGCGUUCAUGUAUUUGAUAUCAGAUAUAUCGGUAACAGUUGCCUCUGUCUCUGAAACUGGGGUACAUACAGUGCUGCUUCGCAUUGGCUCGAAACCCAAAGAGAAAGUAAAAUCCAAAUCUUAAAUCGAGGAUUUGAGAUAAAGAGCGUUUCAUUUUACCAAUUUCUACCACUGCAGUGAGAGACCUAAUUUUGUGGGCACUCUGAGGUACCUUUGUGUAACUGUUGAGCUGUAGUUUAUAUUUAAAAAAAAAAAACACAUUGCAGCUCCUGGCAGCAGAACUAAUUUUACACUGUGGCUUUGCACUGACUACAGCGCUGUGUGGAAAGGUCUCUGUCUGACACAUGAACCUCGUUUUUAAAGGAUUAUCACAGUAUUUUUGGAUUGACGAACCUGUACAAGCACAAACAGACUCAAUGAGGCCACAGGAAAAUACAACUGCAGCAUUUCACACGACUGUAGUAUCAGCUUCAAGUGUUAUCACAAGAAUAACCUUCAUUUAUUAAUUUUGGUACAGUAUACAAACUACCAAAGACACCUUAAAAAUGAAAAUAAUGCACAAAUAGUCUAUUUUAACACAACACUAACAUUAGCAAUAAGCAACACUGACAGAUAGUGGUGUUUUUUUAGAAUGUACGAGAUGUUUUGUAUAAAUCUAUCUUUUAUAUUAAUGAACUUUAUGGAUUUUUUUUCCUUUCGUGUGUGUGAGAGUGAGAGAGAGCGAGAGAGAGAGAGUUUUAUGUGUGCCCCUGUGUGUUUGUAACUGUCAUUCGUCAUUUUGACUUUUUUGCUGGCAAAAGAAUAUCACCUUUAGCAACGGAAAGAUAUGAUAGUAGCAUUAACUAUAAUAGACUCAAGCCAAGUGAUAUAUUUUGUGUACAAUUUUCUACAUUUUUAUUCAAAUGUGCUAUAUUUUACCAGUUCAUGAAUAAACAUGUUUGGGAUGGAUGCAGAAUUGUUGUUUUUUUCUGGCUGUUUACCAAACAAAUCAAAUGUCUUGUUAAAAAUAAUUUUAAUUAAGAUAAGAAUUAUUUCCAAAACUGUUUAAAUGACUAAGGCUGUCAGUUAUAACGACAAUAAUUUAUUGAAGCUAAUUGUUCACCUGUGGGAUAUGUGGACUGCCAUCUCGUCAAUCGUAAAUUCAGAAACAAGUCAAGUACCGCAGCAGUAACGUUUGGACGUCAUUAAUCUUUACAUAUAUUAUUUUUUAAACACAAAUUCUGCUUUAAAAACAACCUGCAAUACUUUUAAAAAACGACUAUUGUUGACAUUAACUGUAAGUGCUGUCCGAGUUAUCAACACAAUUGAAGUAAGUCAAUGUGCUAACUUAGGAAACUCACAUAAAAACACGUGCUAGUUUUACUCACACUGAACAAGUUUUUAACAUAACGUGUGUCAACAGGUACACCGCCCAAAAUUUGUCAAAAAGUGUUCAAAAUACACUCAGAAACAACGGCAAUUCCAAAUACCUUAUACUGCAUCUUUAUCGCUGCUGGGUAGCAUCUGUGAUUGUAUGGUAGGUAAAUGCAGUUCCGAAUUUCCCCCACUAGAGGGAAGUACCGCCCGAGAACAAGCAGUGAUUGUCUGCAGGAGUCGUAUCAUUCACAUUCACAACAGUGCCACUUCCUCGUCGUGAACGGUCCCCCACUCCGUGUGUUAUCUGUUUUGCAGUAAAUACAUAUUAAGCACAAUACAUUUUAAAAAAGAAAUGGAGAUAAUAAUGAGAUUUAAAAUGGAUGGGAGAAAAAAAGUCGCAUCAAUUUGUGACUUUACGUGAUCCAUUGGGGCGGAAGUGAGCGUUAAGUAAUGCUACACACACCCUUCCAGACUAAAAAAUGAACAAGAAAAAUAAAAAUAAAAGUCCUUAUUCCUUUUAAUGCUUGAAUCUUACUGGUACGUUUGAAUAAAGUCAUGUGACUCAAGCCUCAAGUGAAACUUAGUUUCACAUGUGCAGCAGAGUAGUCUGCAGGCAAACAUUUUAAUUACUUGAUGCAUAUUUAAGUGCACCCACAGUUAAGAGGCCGAACAUAUAGCUGUUUUGCAGUCUUUUUUUUUUCUUCUUUUCCUAACAUGGCACCAUUGCUAUUACUUUUUACUGUGUUGGCUCAUUUUGAGUUCAGAGGCCCCAGGGUGCUUAGAUUAUAUUGGCAUUUUGGUGUUGUGGCAUGGCACAGCAGAGUCACAGGAGCCACUACAGUCUGGCAGUGAUGUCAAAAGUUGACUCAUUCGCUCCAAGUCAUGGGGACAUUCUCCUGAUAGACUACUGUAAUCAUCUGAAGUCUGAAGCCCAAUCUGUUUGGGGGAAAAAAAUAAAAAAUA